UCUUUCUAGAGUAUGAGAAGAUGCACUGGAAAUUCUAAUGUUGAACUCAUUUCACGACUAUGCGCUGAAAAAGUAAUCACAAAUGACAGAGUACAAAAGACUAUGCUCGAAGUCGAUCGACAGUUUUAUGCCACGAGAUGUCCAUAUGUCGAUUCACCUCAAGGUAUAGGCUAUGCUGUCACAAUAAGUGCGCCUCAUAUGCAUGCGUUUGCUCUGUCAACUUUAGAGAAACAGCUUAGACCUGGAAAGAAUGCUCUUGAUAUUGGAAGUGGCUCGGGAUAUUUAACUGCUUGUAUGGCCAAGAUGGUUGCACCAGACGGAAAAGCUACUGGAAUUGAUCACAUUCCGGAACUAGUGCAAAAAGCUCGGGGCAACAUUCUCAGAGGGAACCCCGAGCUUUUAGAUGGAGGCUGCCUUGAAAUAGUUGUUGGUGAUGGACGCAAAGGUUACGAACGGAAUGGGCCAUACGAUGCCAUUCAUGUUGGUGCCGCUGCUCCUGAAACGCCUUCGCAUUUGCUGUCCCAAUUAGCGCCAGGAGGUAGACUUCUAAUCCCAGUGGGGCCUCAGGGUGGAAAUCAAGUUAUGAUGCAAUAUGAUAAACACCAAUCUGGAGAAGUGACAUCUACUAAGCUGAUGGGCGUAAUAUACGUGCCUUUGACGGACGCUAAGUCUCAAUGGCCAUCUGCCGGGUUAAAUCAGUGAAAUUAUUGUUUAUAAACUAGUAUCGCUUAUUGUAAAUUGUUUUCAUUCGACUAGUUUUGGUUCUAUGUAAAUUAGGCUGAGGUUUAUACUCAGAAUUGUUUACAUCGUCUAGGUUUUUUAGUAAUUUAAAAAAUAAUUGAUGAAAAA
Symsagittifera roscoffensis is the source of this 849-nucleotide messenger RNA. Its product is annotated as protein-L-isoaspartate(D-aspartate) O-methyltransferase-like. Lineage: Eukaryota; Metazoa; Xenacoelomorpha; Acoela; Convolutidae. Gene Ontology annotation, biological process: protein modification process. Gene Ontology annotation, cellular component: cytoplasm. Gene Ontology annotation, molecular function: protein-L-isoaspartate (D-aspartate) O-methyltransferase activity. The transcript has a single exon. Bases 13 to 702 code for a protein of 229 amino acids. The record is from RefSeq and is a predicted model, not a curated record.